Molecule: messenger RNA, 1285 nt
Organism: Anopheles nili
Lineage: Eukaryota; Metazoa; Arthropoda; Insecta; Diptera; Culicidae
Product: alpha-1A adrenergic receptor-like
Exons: 7
Coding region: 1-1275 (424 amino acids)
Biological process (GO): G protein-coupled receptor signaling pathway
Cellular component (GO): plasma membrane
Molecular function (GO): G protein-coupled receptor activity
Source: RefSeq, a predicted model, not a curated record
AUGUUGAAUGCGAGCAUCGUACCAUCGCCGAUGGCGGACAUCCGCGCCAAGAUGGAAGUGGAUGAGAUCGUCAUGAACCUCUCCAAAACGGAAGUGAUAAUGGAGUCGAUCGGGAGCUUUCUGAACUUUUACUACACUCCGCUCCUAGUGGUAUUCGGCAGCAUCGGCAACAUCCUUUCCGUGCUGGCAUUCUUCAACACGAAGCUGCGAAAGUUGUCCUCUUCGUACUACUUGGCCGCACUCAGCAUCAGCGACACGUGUUAUUUGGUGGGGUUGUUCGUAGCCUGGCUAAACCUGGUCGAUUUGAAGAUCUACACCCAGGAGAUCUGUUGUCGGUUCUUCACGUUCUCCAGCACGAUGUGCUGCUUCCUGUCGGUGUGGUUCGUGGUCGCCUUUACUGUCGAACGGUUCAUCGUCGUACUGUAUCCGUUGAGACGCCAAACGAUGUGUACCGUGCGCCGGGCCAAGAUCGUCAUCCUCGGACUAACAAUCACUGGAAUUUUCUACAGUUUACCAAUCUUUUUUUAUGCCUCGCCACAGUUCUCCCCGUUUAUGAACGAUACAAUCUGCGACAUCGUGCUGGAGUACAAAGAUCAAGCGGCGAUUUUUCACUUUCUGGACUUUAUACUGGUGUUUGUGGUUCCAUUCACGAUAAUCGUCGUGUUGAAUACGAUCACGGCGCUGACCGUGUGGAAAUUCGCCAGCAUCCGGCGCACAAUGACCAUUCCUCGCGGUUAUGGUGCAAACGUGCGCGAAUCCCGUCGACAGCUGAACAUAUCGAACAGCCAGCUUUUCGGAAAUGGGGCCGUGUCCGUCCAACAGAUACAACUCUGCAGUCGCGGCCGAGUAGGGAACUCGCAAAUCAAGGUUACCAAAAUGCUGCUUAUCGUGUCGACCGUGUUUGUUUGUCUUAACCUCCCGAGCUACAUAAUACGAGUGAAGAUAUACCUCGAGACGGAUCACACAAACCUCAACAUGAAUCUGAUAUACCAGAUUCAAAAUUGUUUUCAACUGUUUUUCAUGACGAACUUCGGUAUCAACUUCAUACUGUACUGCGUGAGUGGGCAGAAUUUCCGGAAAGCGAUAUUUGAAAUGUUUCAAAAGCGCAGUCAGCGGCAUAUAAAUCUUGAGCACACUUCCGGUACGCAGGUUACAGAGUUCGUCCUGCGCUCCAACGGCUCCAAGAUGCGAAGAAAUACAACCAUAUCGGACACCGCAGACGCGUCAACUUGGCGGGAACUUGCCGACUAUGAGAUUACAAAUUUCAUUAAGUAGUAGGGUUCGU